Messenger RNA from Eurytemora carolleeae, 1397 nucleotides. RefSeq names its product neuronal acetylcholine receptor subunit alpha-7. The record is from RefSeq and is a predicted model, not a curated record. The transcript is spliced from 6 exons. Gene Ontology annotation, cellular component: membrane. Gene Ontology annotation, biological process: monoatomic ion transport. The coding region runs from base 527 to 1108 and encodes 193 amino acids. Lineage: Eukaryota; Metazoa; Arthropoda; Copepoda; Calanoida; Temoridae.
AACUAUGUAGGAAUAAUUAGAAUUAAAGACUUAAAGCUAGAAAAAUAACAUUUUCAUUAAAAUUAUUGAUCAUAGGUUUAGAGGAUACCAUUGUGAGUUGUGAGCCAUUUUUUUCUUUUUAAUGGAGGUUCACUUUAACCUUGAGAGAGAUUAAAACAAAAAACAUUAACUAAACUGUUCAUUAACUGAUAAAGGGUGCCACAUUCGGAGGCACACACUUAUAAAAUCUAACCUUUCUCCGUUCAAAAUUCAUUUCUACAACCCCCCUCCUUCAAUUCAAUUCCCUCUCUCUAUUCAACCCCUCCCUCAAUUCAACCCCCUCCCUCAAUUUAAUCCAUGUUCUCAAUGGAGCACCUCAAAUUUAAUAAAUGAAAAUCAAAUCUUAAGUCACUUAUGCAAACUCUAAUAGAUUAAUUGACUAUGGCUCCUCCGACAACAUGAUAAAAUUUAUAAAACUGAAUUACCUAACUAAAAUCAACACUCAAUAAUUUUCCAGGUAACCCUGGGAAUUACUACGCUCCUCUCUAUGACUGUAUUUCUUAUGGUUAUCGGAGAAAGUAUGCCUCCGACCUCUGAUAAGUUACCACUCAUAGGACUUUACUACGGUGUUACCAUAUCCCUUGUUUCCUUUGCAACUGGACUAUCUGUCGUCACACUUAAUCUACACCAUCGAGGACUUAGGGGAAGAAGAGUUCCGCGAGUGUUGCGGUACAUCGUCUUCAAUAUCUUGGCCAGAUUUCUUCUUAUUCAGCUUGAUGAUGACACAUCAACUGGAAAGCAGCAAGGUUCAAGUCUAGAGAAGGAAAACUCACUCCGGUCUGAAGAAGAACUCAUUUUCAAAGCUCUCUCUGAAGCCUGCUCUGUGGAAAGUGGUUCGGAGAAGAUACCAGGGGUUCUGAUCUUACUGAUGAAUCGUAUUCACGCAAGCCUAGUUAACCAUGAGACUCGGAGAAAACAGGACGAAAUGAAGGAUAGAAUCAGAAUAGAAUGGCAACACUGUGCUUUAGUAAUUGACAGGUUUCUGCUUCUUGUCUUUACUGUAGGAACUAUCUUUGCAACAUUCGGUAUUCUAUACAUGUCCCCACACACUAAACUUUUCUCAUUCUAAUCCUUUAUAAUCCUUCAUUCUUUAUAAUCCUACAUCCUUUAUAAUCCCAUACAUGUCCCACACACUAAACUUUUCUCAUUCUAAUCCUUUAUAAUCCUACAUCCUUUAUAAUCCCAUACAUGUCCCCACACACUAAACUUUUCACAUUCUAAUCCUUUAUAAUCCUUCAUUCUUUAUAAUCCUUUAUCCUUUAUAAUCCUUCAUCCCUUAUAAUCCUUCAUUCUUUAUAAUCCCCAGUAUAAUUAACUUUCAUCCUAUUCAAUAUAUUCAUAUAUAUAUAUAUAUAUUC